This is a messenger RNA of Tachyglossus aculeatus (Australian echidna), 1217 nucleotides long. RefSeq names its product membrane anchored junction protein (gene MAJIN). Gene Ontology annotation, cellular component: nuclear inner membrane. Bases 139 to 1053 code for a protein of 304 amino acids. The transcript is spliced from 11 exons. NCBI's taxonomy places the organism in Eukaryota, Metazoa, Chordata, Mammalia, Monotremata, Tachyglossidae. Gene Ontology annotation, biological process: homologous chromosome pairing at meiosis; meiotic attachment of telomere to nuclear envelope. Gene Ontology annotation, molecular function: DNA binding. The record is from RefSeq and is a predicted model, not a curated record.
GCGGGUCCGGCCCGCAGUCUGGACUUGGAAGGCCGGAGGGUUCGUGUCCCCCAUCCCGCCGGAGAGAGGAGGAGCGCGGCCCACCGCCUCUCGGACGAAAACCUGCAACAGGUUGACUCAGGCUCCGACGUCGAGGCCAUGAGCUUAAAAGAAUUCUCCUUCCCAUUCUCCGAGACGAGGUUCCUCCACGACGGAGUCAACUUGUAUAAGUUCAAAAUCCGAUAUGGCAGUAACAUCAGAGUGGAAGAUUUGGAUAAAGAAGCCAUCAACCACGAACUGGAGGAAUCCAUCCGCGCGAUCCUGGGGGACCUGGAUAACAUCCAGCCGUUUGGCACGAAGCACUUCAUUAUAUUCCCGUAUAAAAGCCUCUGGGAGAGAGCCUCCCACCUGCGCUUCAAACAACAGGAGGUCAACCUGAUUCCCUACCCGUACGUCUUCACCCUAUACGUGGAGACGAAGCCAGUUCAGGAGGACUUUUUUCCCGGGAUAAAGAAACGCCAACCCAGGCCUUCUGGACAGUGGUUUCCUCCCGAGCAGCAACAGUCAGGUUUCCGACACGGCAGUGAUUCCAAGGGCCUGAGCUUUAGGGGCUCCAAAGCCUGUGAAGUGAAGACCCAGGAUGCGGCUGUGAUGAAGCAACGGAGAGAGAAGAGGCUCACUUCAUCCCCGGUGAUGGGGCCGGACAGAGCGGGGAAGUUCGCCUGCCGCCGCGACCACAGUCCCAGCCAGCUCCCGACCAGCUCCGGGUCCAUGAGGGCAAAUCACCGGGCGAGAGACGGCCAGGCGGCGGCCCUGUCUUGGUCUCCCCACUUUGUUCCCGCUGCCAGGGCCAGCAUUGCCCAGCAGGGAUUGCAGGUCGUCAGUACCUCCGUUGGCGAGGAGCAGGGUGCCUCGGCCAACCGUCAGCAGCGGGCCGCUCAGGCCCCGCCGCGGGAGAAUGCCUGCUCCGGGAGCCCCAGCCCCUCGAAGCCAGAGAGCCGCGGCGGUUUCCUUAAGCUCCUAAGCUCCUUAUUCUCCUAUUGGAACUUCUUCGGAGGCGAGAAGAACCCCUGAAUCCUUUAAACCCGAGCCAGCUCCUAGCCCCCAGUGACGCUGCGCAGCAGCCCCCGGGAAGGAGACCGGGAAGUGAAGGCUGGGAGCCGGGCCCCGCAGCCGCUGAUGUUUCCGAGCUGCGAUCCACCCUCGCUCUCCUAUUUUUCCUUCCAAAUAAAAUUGUU